AUGAGCAAAACUUUCCGUCAACCGCAAAGAGAGUUGAAUCCGCCUAUGAUGGAUGUUGUGAAGAAGGAGAUCCUGAAACUUCUUGAAGUUGGAGUGAUUUAUCCCAUUUCAGAUAGCAAUUGGGUUAUUUUCAGAUUGCGAUUGCCCCGGAGGAUCAAGAAGAUGACUUUUACAUGCCCAUUUGGAACUUUUGCAUACCGCCGUAUGCCCUUUGGCCUUUGCAACGCCCCUGCCACUUUCCAAAGGUGUAUGGCGCUGUUUGGGUCAAAGGAUUGGAAAAGCAUCUCAGCCAUUUAUGCUUCCAGGAUUUUGAAUGAUGCCCAGAAAAAUUAUUCCACCACUGAGAAAGAACUUUUAGCUGUUGUUUUUGCUUUAGAAAAGUUUCGAUCUUAUUUGCUUGGUACUAAAAUAGUUGUUUUUUCUGAUCAUGCAGCUUUGCGUUAUUUGAUGACGAAGAAAAAGGCAAAACCGAGAUUAAUAAGGGCUCAAAGAGAUAAGAUGAAGAGUGAUGCCAAAUACUAUGUGUGGGAUGACCCCUACUUAUGGAAGCAUUGUGCAGAUCAAGUAAUAAGAAGGUUUGGAAUUCCAAGAGCUCUAAUCAGUGAUCGAGGCACUCACUUUUGCAAUCGAACUGUGGAGGCUUUGCUGCGAAAGUAUCAUGUAACCCACAAAGUGUCUACUGCCUAUCAUCCGCAAACUAGUGGACAAGCGGAAGUGUCAAAUCGAGAGAUCAAGUCCAUCAUUGAGAAGACGGUCACAAGUAGAAAAGACUGGAGUUUGCGUUUGGAUGAUGCCUUGUGGGCAUAUAGGACUGCAUAUAAGACGCCCAUUGGUAUGUCACCUUUUCGUUUGGUGUUUGGGAAAGCAUGCCAUCUUCCAGUUGAGUUAGAACACAAGGCUUAUUGGGCGAUCAAGAGUUUUAACAUGAAGUGGAUGAAAGUGGAGAACAUAGGAAGUUGCAAGUGCAAGAGUUAG
This is a messenger RNA of Pistacia vera, 975 nucleotides long. RefSeq lists its product as uncharacterized. The coding region runs from base 1 to 975 and encodes 324 amino acids. The record is from RefSeq and is a predicted model, not a curated record. Lineage: Eukaryota; Viridiplantae; Streptophyta; Magnoliopsida; Sapindales; Anacardiaceae. The transcript has 5 exons. Gene Ontology annotation, biological process: DNA integration. Gene Ontology annotation, molecular function: nucleic acid binding.